This is a messenger RNA of Alosa sapidissima (American shad), 1637 nucleotides long. RefSeq names its product cyclin P (gene ccnp). The record is from RefSeq and is a predicted model, not a curated record. Gene Ontology annotation, cellular component: cyclin-dependent protein kinase holoenzyme complex; centrosome; nucleus. Lineage: Eukaryota; Metazoa; Chordata; Actinopteri; Clupeiformes; Clupeidae. Gene Ontology annotation, molecular function: cyclin-dependent protein serine/threonine kinase regulator activity. Bases 99 to 1274 code for a protein of 391 amino acids. Gene Ontology annotation, biological process: mitotic cell cycle phase transition; regulation of cyclin-dependent protein serine/threonine kinase activity. The transcript is spliced from 9 exons.
UUUUCUGAGCUUUUAAAAUGUCUAACUAACCAACGCUGUAAUGGAAUUUAGGUAGCUGCAGGGCUGUUCAGGUGAGUUCGCUUUCUCCGGUUGCAGUCAUGGCUCAAACCGGAUUCUGCGAUUCCAGGCCUCUGUUGGACCUACACAAAAAGGCUGAGGACAAGCGUGUUCCUUUGAGGACUUGGGCUAACGCUUGUCCACCGAAAGAGCGUCGGUCUCAAGUGGAGGAAUUUACUUCAAUGGGAACUUUUCUGAAUCCAGAGCAGGACCAUAGAUGGGUACAUGGGUUGCAUAUCCCCGCAGGAGAUGGCUUUAUGGACUACUCUAUACCGAUUGCCCCAAGAAGUUCAGAUUGCGGCGAGGAGCCCCUGUUGUGGCGUAUUUCGGGGCUUCAGCACAUGCUGGUUCCGGGCCUCCUGCGACAUGAGAUGGAGCUGGCCAUGAGCAGGCUAGGGCUCAUCUAUGACCGGACGUACGCCUGGGAUAUUUUUACCAACAUGAUGAGGAGUCAGAUACAGCACCCGUUUGCUAGUGCAGAGCUACCUGGGGCCUACUCUGAGAAGACGCUGGCGAUCUUGAUUGAUUGGCUCAUUCAGGUCCAUGAGGUUCUGCACUUCUCUGAGGAGACUCUGUACCUGACCGUGUAUCUGCUAAACCGAGCGGUGCGCCUGCUUAAUGUGUCCAUCUCCAACUUGCAACUCCUGGGUGUGGUCUGUCUCUUCCUUGCAGGCAAGAAGGAGGAGUGUUUACUUCCAGAGGUGUCGGAGCUGUGUCAUCUGAUGGAAAACACCUACACCCCACACCAGCUGCUCAGGAUGGAGCGGCGAGUUCUCUGUGGCCUGAAGUUUGAGCUCUCCUACACCCCACCCCUGCACUUCCUGCUUCUCUCUACGUCCAUUGCCCGAUGUAGUGACCAGAUGGUGUGGAUGGCCAGAUACCUGUUGGAGCUGUCCCUGCUGAAGGCCCAGUGUGUGGUGUACCAGCCCAUCCACCUGGCUGGUGCCGCCCUCCAGCUGGCACGCUGUGUGCUGCAGGAACCACCCACCCCUGAGGGCGAGACGGCCUGGUGCAUCAGCUCCAGCAUCUUCGUGGGCAGUGAGGCUACUCUCCUGGCGAUUAUGAGGAUUCUUGCCCAAGCUGCCGCCAGAGCACCCAUUGGAAACACCCGUGCCUCCUUCCUCAAGUUUUCCACCAAAGAAACAUUGCAUGUCAGCAAGCACAUGGCCUUGAUGACUGCCCCCUGUCUCCUCAAGGUGCCUGGUCUGCCGAACUAGGGAUCUUUGCAACAACUGUUGCCUGUAAGGGUUGGAAGGCCCUCCUGCGGACUUGUUUGCAGGAAUGCUUUGCUUCAGUCAUCUUUUGCUAAAUCGUUCUGUACUCUGUCAUCCCUUGCACAUGUUGUGGGAUGUGGGAUGUUGGAAUAUAAUGAGGAGCCUAUACUUGUCAGUGCGCUGUAUUUUAGGUAUUUAAAAUGUCUUUUAAGUGUUGCAGUGUCUUGUCUGGUUCUGCCCAACCAAUGUGAAAACAUUAAAAUGCAAGGGUGACUUAAUUUCUGCAAUUUAAAAAUGUACUUGUUUGUAGUCUACUGAAUGUUUUUUUUAAUGUGAAAAAAUAAAUAUAUCUGCUGCUUCUGAAUA